Molecule: messenger RNA, 957 nt
Organism: Osmia bicornis bicornis
Lineage: Eukaryota; Metazoa; Arthropoda; Insecta; Hymenoptera; Megachilidae
Exons: 1
Coding region: 1-957 (318 amino acids)
Source: RefSeq, a predicted model, not a curated record
AUGCCGAAAUCGCGGGACACCUCACCGGCCUCGCACGACAGCUCGGCCCGCUCCAGCAAGGCGGACGAGGAAACGACCACGGCGCCCCCGCUUCUAGAAGUCCCGGAAGAGACGACUCAGUCCUCGCAGACCACACGCCCACGCUCGCCAGCACGCCUCUCCUCUGAGCUUCAGGUCCGCGCAAAGAUGCAAGAGGAACGCCUGGACACGAUGCUGUCCAUCGUGGAAGAUUUGCAGGCAUCGACCGCGAAGGAGCCUCUGACCAUCAUCGCGUCAGAGGUAGAAAUUACAAAAACCACCUUGAUGGAGAUGCAUCUUAUGUUCCAUCAAGAGCAUCAAGCCCUCAGCCGUCUGUGGCCGGUGUCGCAGCUCGACCACGGCUAUUACAAAACGAAGGUGGCCUCGCAGGAGGAGAAGGUCGUACUGACGGCCCGAAAGCUGAUUGCUCAGCUGGAGCAUCGACUUGCACCCAGCACGACCACGCAGACCACGACGCCCACGCAGCCACUUGCAGCCAAAAGAUCACGCUUGCCUGAAAUUGCACUCCCCAAAUUCGAAGGGGAGUACAACAGAUGGCAGGCUUUUAAAUCUGCCUUCACAUCGGUGAUAAUGGAACGCGACGACCUCGCAGAAGUGGACAAGCUCCACUACCUCAAAGGAGCAGUUUCAGGCAACGCAGCCCACGUCAUCGCUCAUCUACCCGCUACGAACGAGGCCUUCCAAAAGGCAUGGAAGCUCCUCGACGAGCGGUUUGAGAACAAGCGGCUCAAUGUCCAGUCCUACAUGGACCGGAUCUCUGAUUUGAAGCCAAUGAAGCAGCGAAGGGCCAGUUCGCUGAUCAAGAUGACGAACAUCAUCGGCGAAUCGCAAGAGGCUUUGACCACGUUCGGGCUCAAUGAUCCUCACUCCUGCUUCUUACUGAACCACCUCGUCAGGCUGCUCGAUUCGGACACGUGA